GGGUUAAAUCCAACAUGGCCGAACACUUUAAGGAGUGCUACCAAAACUCACACUUCAAAUGACAUAAUAUUAUUGCACAGCGGUGUUGCUUUUAUAUUUCAAAGGAAACCCCUGUGUCGUGAUGUGGCUGCCACUUCACACAGUUUGUUCAAGAAGCCAGACGGUCUGCAGGAGAAGCUUCGCCGCCGUUAGGGCUAACUUUAUUGCUAAUGCUAACGCUUCUCUCUUCAGUCAUUCAGCUGGACUUGCAGCACAAACAUACACGGCUCUUCUGUACAGAAAACACGGAGACCCGUCUCAAGUCGUUCAGUUGGAGGAUGUAGCUCUGCCCCCCAUAGGUGCAAAGGAUGUCCUGGUUAAAAUGCUGGCAGCUCCAAUAAACCCAUCUGACAUCAACAUGAUUCAAGGUACUUACGCUAUCCUGCCUGACCUCCCAGCUGUUGGGGGCAACGAGGGAGUGGCCCAGGUCGUGGAGGUGGGUAGCCAGGUGAAGUCCCUCAAAACAGGAGACUGGGUCAUUCCAAAAGAUGCUGGGCUAGGGACAUGGAGGACAGAGGCAGUGUUAGCUGAGGACGAUGUCAUCUCGCUGCCAAAUGACAUUCCCUUGUUGUCUGCUGCCACACUGGGGGUGAAUCCCUGCACUGCCUUCAGGAUGCUCUCAGACUUUGAAGAUCUCAAGCCAGGUGAAACUGUGAUACAGAAUGCAGCCAACAGUGGAGUUGGGCAGGCUGUAAUUGAAAUUGCUGCUGCAAGAGGAAUAAACACUAUUAACGUUGUCAGAGACAGGCCAGAGUUCACACAGCUCAGUGAUAGGCUGAAGGCUAUCGGCGCAACUCACGUGAUCAAAGAAGAGGCACUGAGGCGGCCUGAGAUUAAGGAACUGUUCAAGGCCUGUCCAAAGCCUAAACUGGCACUGAAUGGAGUUGGAGGCAAGAGUGCAACAGAACUGCUCCGUCACCUACAGUUUGGAGGAUCUAUGGUGACGUAUGGAGGGAUGGCCAAACAGCCAGUUACUGUCCCUGUGAGUGCUCUUAUUUUCAAGGAUGUGAAGGUUCGGGGAUUUUGGGUCACAAAGUGGAAAAAAGACCACUCAAACGAUGGAAGAGCAUUCAGAGCCAUGCUGGAUGAACUGUGCCACCUCAUCCAGCAGGGAAAGCUGACAGCUCCUGCCUGCAACCAGGUGGGUCUACAAGACUACAGCAAAGCUCUGGACGCAGCCAUGCAGCCUUUCACUUCAGCUAAACAGGUCCUGAUCAUGUGAACAGGCCCAUCUUCUAAUCACUACACUGUCAAGACCAAAGUGUAUAAAUUGAAGUGAAACAGGACUGCCACAUUAAUGUUGUCAAUCAAAUAAACUGCUCAAGCACAUACUCAAUAAAUAUGUCUUUACAGCA
Molecule: messenger RNA, 1394 nt
Organism: Micropterus dolomieu (smallmouth bass)
Lineage: Eukaryota; Metazoa; Chordata; Actinopteri; Centrarchiformes; Centrarchidae
Gene: mecr
Product: mitochondrial trans-2-enoyl-CoA reductase
Exons: 10
Coding region: 122-1261 (379 amino acids)
Biological process (GO): fatty acid metabolic process
Cellular component (GO): mitochondrion
Molecular function (GO): trans-2-enoyl-CoA reductase (NADPH) activity
Source: RefSeq, a predicted model, not a curated record